GCGAUCACAUGACCCCGCUCUGUCUCUCAUUCAAUUCAAUUUCCUCCCGCAACCAACUUCUUUAAUUCCGCCAACCCUUCACUACACUUCCUCCUCUCCUCUACGCUCAAUCUUCCUCAUCGGCAAUUCUGUGCUCCUGGAUAACCGCAUUGGACAAGCAAGCAGCGGCAGAGCAAGGGAAGCAUGGAAGUCUAUACUAUUCAGGUUGAGGAAGGGAAGCCGACAGUGGGAAACAAGCCCUCCUGCGGUCCUGUUUAUCGAUGUAUCUAUGCGAAAGAUGGUCUCCUCGAAUCACCUGUUGGAAUCGAUUCCCCCUGGGAUUUCUUUAGCGAGUCGGUUAAGAGAUACCCUAAGAACCAAAUGCUUGGUCGUCGUCAAGUGAUUGAUGGAAAGGCAGGAAAUUAUGUAUGGCAAACAUAUGAGGAGGCUUAUGAAGUAGCUCUAAAGAUUGGAUCAGCCAUAAGGCAGACUGGUGUCAAUCUGGGAGACUGCUGUGGGAUAUAUGGAUCUAACUGUCCUGAAUGGUUGAUUGCCAUGGAGGCCUGCAAUAGCCAAGGAAUCUGUUACGUGCCACUAUAUGACAGCCUUGGUCCAAAUGCUGUAGAAUUUAUUAUCAACCAUGCAGAAGUCUCAAUAGCAUUUGUCCAGGAAAACAAGAUGCAUUCUAUAUUGAUGUGUCUUCCAAGGUGUGCACAUCUUAAGACCAUUGUUAGCUUCGGAAUGGUAACUGGUGAACAGAAAAAGGAAGCUGAAAAUGUUGGAGUAUCUUGCUUUUCAUGGCAGGAAUUCGUUUUCAUGGCAACUGUGAACUGCAAACUUCCACCUAAGAGAAAGGAUGACAUUUGCACAAUAAUGUACACCAGUGGGACAACUGGUGAGCCAAAAGGUGUGAUAUUGACAAACAAAGCGAUCAUAGCUGAGGUCAUCAAUAAUGAACAUCUGCUUCGUGAGACUGAUAAAGUGUUUACAGAGGAAGAUUCAUACUUGUCGUUCCUUCCAUUAGCACAUGUCUUUGAUCAGAUAAUGGAAAUCUACUGCAUCUAUAAGGGUGCCUCCAUUGGAUUUUGGCAAGGGGAUGUUAGGUAUUUGAUGGAGGACAUCCAGGAACUAAAGCCUACAAUAUUUUGUGGUGUUCCUCGAGUUUAUGACCGUAUAUAUACAGGCAUCAAUCAGAAGAUCUCAUCUGGAGGACUGUUAGCAAGGAUGUCGUUCCAGUUUGCUUAUGUCUACAAGUUGCAGAAACUGAGGAGAGGGUUCAAACAAGAUGAAGCAUCGCCGUCCAUCGACCGUCUAAUCUUCAACAAAAUCAGACAAGUCACAGGAGGCCGUGUGCGCAUAAUGAUAUCUGGAGCUGCACCAUUGCCGAGGCAUGUGGAAGAGUUUCUUAGAGUAACCACAUGCAGUGUAGUCAUACAAGGAUAUGGUCUUACGGAAAGCUGUUCUGGGUGCUUCACUUCCAUAGCAAAUGUAUUCUCCAUGAUGGGAACGGUUGGGGUUCCUGCUGCAACUAUAGAGGCAAGACUUGAGUCAGUGUUGGAACUGGGGUAUGAUGCACUCUCAGAUGUACCCCGAGGAGAGAUUUGCUUGAGGGGGAACACAUUGUUCUCUGGCUACCACAAGCGCGCAGACCUCUUAGAUGAAGUUCUUGUGGAUGGUUGGUUUCAUACAGGUGAUAUCGGAGAAUGGCAACCCAAUGGUGCAAUGAAGAUCAUAGACAGAAAGAAGAACAUCUUUAAAUUGUCCCAAGGAGAAUAUGUUGCUGUGGAAGUCCUCGAAAACACAUACAUGCAGUGUCCUCUCGUCGCCUCGGUUUGGGUCUACGGAAACAGCUUCGAGUCCUUUCUUGUGAGCGUCGUUGUUCCUGAGAAGAACUCAUUAGAGGAAUGGGCAGCAGCCAAUAAGGCGAAAGGUAGCUUUGAACUGUUGUGCAAGCAUCCUGAAGCAAGGAAGCACGUUCUCGAGGAGCUCAAUUACACUGCUCGCAAACACCAACUAAAGGGAUUCGAGAUGUUGAAAGCAGUUCAUCUUGAGCCAAGACCAUUUGACAUGGAGAGGGACCUCAUCACUCCGACCUUCAAACUGAAGCGGCCGCAAUUGCUCAAACAUUUCAAGGAAUGCAUUGAUGGGCUUUACCGAGAAGCUAAAGUUCUCUAAAUUGGACAAGUAGGCACUCGUAUGCGACGCUCAACUUGAAAUGCUUGCAAGUUCAAUAAUCAGUCAUGGUAGGAUCUCUCUUCCUACCAUGUUUAGAAGCAAUCAUGAAGUGGAGGAAUAUAAUUAAAAGAACAAAAUAAGUAUGUUUUUUGGGUAUUCCUUUGUAAUUGUUGCCUUGAUACUCUUACAAGAAAUUGCUUUAUCAUCAGCAAGUUUC
Messenger RNA from Musa acuminata AAA Group (dessert banana), 2371 nucleotides. Its product is annotated as probable CoA ligase CCL6. Bases 184 to 2154 code for a protein of 656 amino acids. Gene Ontology annotation, molecular function: long-chain fatty acid-CoA ligase activity. Gene Ontology annotation, biological process: cutin biosynthetic process; wax biosynthetic process; fatty acid metabolic process. The transcript is spliced from 19 exons. Lineage: Eukaryota; Viridiplantae; Streptophyta; Magnoliopsida; Zingiberales; Musaceae. The record is from RefSeq and is a predicted model, not a curated record. Gene Ontology annotation, cellular component: endoplasmic reticulum; membrane.